GGGAUGUGCCUCUGUGUGUUCUGACGCCGCUGCAUGUAAAAUUAGCUGUCUGCAGCCUUUCAGGGACACCUCUUGCAGACCGCCGGAGCCCACAGUGCAAUAAAUAUGGCAGCAGAGCUAUCCACCUCCAUAAACAUCAAAGAGCCCCGAUGGGACCAGAGCACAUUUGUAGGUCGGGCUAAACAUUUCUUCACUGUCACAGACCCCAGGAACAUUCUCCUCACCAACGAACAACUAGCCAAUGCACACAAAGUCAUCACUGACUACAGGAAAGGUAUAGUCCCGCAAGGAUUGACUGAAGAUGAACUGUGGAGAGCCAAAUAUGUUUUUGACUCUGCUUUCCAUCCCGAUACUGGGGAGAAAAUGAUCCUGAUUGGUCGUAUGUCAGCGCAGGUUCCCAUGAACAUGACGAUCACUGGAUGCAUGAUGACAUUUUACAAGACAACUCCAGCUGUGUUGCUCUGGCAGUGGAUCAAUCAAUCGUUCAAUGCAAUAGUAAAUUACACCAACAGGAGUGGCGACGCUCCACUCACUGUCAGUCAGCUGGGCACAGCUUAUGUGUCUGCCACCACAGGAGCAGUGGCCACUGCUCUCGGACUAAAUGCACUUACAAAGCACAUCUCACCCCUGAUUGGUCGGUUUGUUCCAUUUGCUGCUGUAGCUGCUGCUAACUGUAUCAACAUCCCGCUGAUGAGACAAAGAGAGCUUAAACACGGCAUUCCCAUAACAGAUGAGAAUGACAACAGGUUAGGAGAGUCGACGAACGCUGCACAGCAGGCUAUCUCUCAGGUCGUGGUCUCCAGGAUCCUCAUGGCCUCUCCAGGAAUGGCUAUCCCUCCGUUUUUGAUGAACCAUUUGGAAAAGAAGGCUUUUCUGAGGAAGUUCCCAUGGAUGAGUGCACCUAUUCAAGUCGGCCUAGUGGGAUUCUGCCUGGUGUUUGCCACUCCACUGUGCUGCGCAUUGUUCCCUCAGAAGAGCUCUAUAUCAGUCAGCCGCCUGGAGCCCGAGCUGCAGGAGAAAAUCCGGGCCAACCACCCAGGAGUGGAGAGGGUCUACUUCAACAAAGGGCUAUGAGUGUGCAGCCCCCUCAUCCAAACACUGCCAUAACACAGCUGCAGGCUCAGUCCUCGCCUCUUGGCCAGCCCUCCUCAUUCAGUGUGCCAAAGUUAAGUUUGUGUCUCCUCAUUUCCAAUAUUCAGAUGGAUAUCUAGGGGCUACCUCUCUGUCAGUCUCUUUGUAACAAGAUGUUUGCUUUUGUCAAUGUGAUUGUUGAUUUUAUCGUAACUGCUAGAGAAGAUUUUCUCCGUCUGGGCCGGAUGAAAAUACAAUGUUUAUCAUGACGGAUAUGUAUAGUGGCCAGUGUAAGGGUGUUUUUAGGUGGACAUUUUGUCUGUGCAGUGUUUUUUUUUUUUUAAGUUGGCGACUUCGCAUGUCGCUGCCAAAUGAUUUUCACACUCUCUCUACGUAAAGGUCGGCAGCCAACCUAUUUCUCACCUGCAUUAUAAUCAGACUUUAACAUUGAUUUUACAAAGACCUCUGCUGUUCAUGCAUUUGCCAAAUCUGUACUCGCAUCAACGAUCACAACCUCCUACCCUCAACAGUGUCACUCUUCAUAAUGGCAUUCACUUUAAUUCAGUUCAUUUUGCCAAAUGAGUGACGUUCAGUAAGCGUUGAGGCCUCUUGACGUUGUAACCAUGAAUCUGACAGCAACUCUCCAGGGAUCCACCCUAUAAAAAUGUGAUGCUAUGAUGGUAACAGCCAUCCAUGGGCCAACAUGGUGCUAUUUGAUGUCUUAAUAAUCAGUGUAUCGUACUAUUUAUUCUGCUUGCCAAACAUGCAUGAACAAACCACUUGUAUGAAUUAACCUCUGUGAAAUAUGUAUAUUUAGUCACACAGAGGCCAAACUCAGGAGAGCUGAACGGCGGUGACAAAAAUGUGUCAUUAACGAUAAUUUGAGCAAACACACAGGUUCCAACUUCCAUAUGUCCAUGUGUUUAUCCAGGAAUUUGUGAUCACCAUAAGUGACACCACGAUAAUUCAACAAUCAUGUCAUGCCUUACACAAACUCACAUAGUAUCCAUUUUCUGUCAUUUAAUGCAGCAUCCUAAGAGGCUUGAUUAGUACCGCACAAAGUGACACAUUUUAUGAUAAUGUGGCAGUUUAGUCACAGUUUUCGAGGUAUUAUAUUUCACAUGUUAGACAUGAAUGUCAGUGUUGGAAAAACAAUGCCAAAAACAUGCUCAAGAUAGUAUUUUCCAGGGAAAGGAUGAUAUAUAAAAGAGAGGGAUCAAUCUAAUUAAUAUGUGUUUUAAUUAGGACUGACAUUAUGAAGUCUCCCUGCUCUGUGGUCUCAUCCCACAGAAUAACUUAGACCUCAGUUUGGUGAGUUUCCAGCAAAAUCCUGGAUCAUUAACACCUCGCUGCUCAGUAUUGUAAAUUAUUUUGAUGUUAAAGUGAGAAAUAAGACACACAUUAAUUAUGACAUCAGUACACCUCUGUUCUGUACAUAUCCUGCAGUCGGCAGUAUUCUGAUGAUAAUGUCCUGUCUGGUAUGUUUGGACACAGUUGGUGUAUCCUGUGUUGUGUGGCUUUUUUAAAGCUGAUUGCAUUUAAACUUUGCAUUUAAAGCUGCUGGAUUGAAAUAUAACUGUGAUGAAGAAUUCUAGGAGACUUGGCAGAUUUAUAAUUGGGUAUUUUAAAUUAAGAGAGUAAAAAAGAUGGACUUGAAGCCACAAAACUAACAAGCAGUAUUAAGUAUCUUCAUUAAAAAAAUGUAUGAAGGAUUUUAGGAUCCAUUGUGUUAAAUUAGAUUUGGUCCAAAUAUUUAAAAUAUUUUCUUUUCAAAAACAUCAAAUGCUUGUGAACAAUGAUUUGAUUUCACCGUUUGCUCAUCAUGGCGUGUAAUUUCUGUGAAGUGUUAAAUGUUAAAUAUACUGUAAAUCUAUUACAUAUAUUGCUGUAUAAGUAACUUUUCUUUAGAUCGUCAGUGUUUCCAGAGAGAGGUGUUGAAGAUGGAGUGGUUCCCUAGCUGGUUUGAAGUGAAGUUUGUUAUUCUAGUGUUAAAGGUAACUGAAAGUAGCAUUUUCUAAUUUCAGCUGAUCACGCUGUUUGUCCAGAAAGCACAAUAUGGUAACAGAUUUUAAAUGCUGCACAUUUUAAAUACUUAUUUAGACCUGUUCAGUUUCCUGACCACCACGCUUUUUAGCACAUCUUUAAUCAGCGAGGGAGUAAGAAAAGAUGAUGAACUUGCUCCGAGGUAGACAUUUCCUCUUAACCUCUGACUGAGAACUAAUCCCUUAAUAAGAAAUUAACUACCUAAUAACUAACAAAUUUCAAUCUACCAAAUGAGAUUGUCAUAACAGCCAAAGCGAUACAAAUCAACUCAAGAGGAAGAAGUCAUUUACAGUCGGCAUUCAUCAAAAUGAAUAUUUUGAAAAAUGAUAUAAGAAAAAAUAUAUCUGUUUUUCAGUAAACUGGGAUGAUGUGAUGUUUAGACUGGAAGAAAUAAAGUUGAUGAAAUCUUU
This is a messenger RNA of Eleginops maclovinus (Patagonian blennie), 3524 nucleotides long. It is a transcript of the gene sfxn1, whose product is annotated as sideroflexin 1. Lineage: Eukaryota; Metazoa; Chordata; Actinopteri; Perciformes; Eleginopidae. Gene Ontology annotation, biological process: monoatomic ion transport; serine import into mitochondrion. The transcript has 11 exons. Bases 106 to 1074 code for a protein of 322 amino acids. The record is from RefSeq and is a predicted model, not a curated record. Gene Ontology annotation, molecular function: monoatomic ion transmembrane transporter activity. Gene Ontology annotation, cellular component: mitochondrial inner membrane.